This is a messenger RNA of Trichophyton benhamiae CBS 112371, 1257 nucleotides long. Its product is annotated as nucleotide-sugar transporter, putative. The record is from RefSeq and is a predicted model, not a curated record. Gene Ontology annotation, molecular function: UDP-galactose transmembrane transporter activity. The transcript is spliced from 2 exons. Lineage: Eukaryota; Fungi; Ascomycota; Eurotiomycetes; Onygenales; Arthrodermataceae. Bases 1 to 1257 code for a protein of 418 amino acids. Gene Ontology annotation, cellular component: Golgi membrane. Gene Ontology annotation, biological process: pyrimidine nucleotide-sugar transmembrane transport.
AUGCCCGCUGUUGGCGGCCAUAGAUACACCCCUUCGACAGCCGUCUUCCUCAACGAGGUGAUAAAACUCGUUAUUGCCCUUACAGCCGCUCUCUACGAACUCUCCUUUACAGCACAUACCUCUACGACAGCCACGUCUCUAUUUAUCACCCUUUCUUCCAAAGUGUUCUCGGGAGAUAGUUGGAAAUUAGCUAUACCCGCUAUAUUCUACACCAUUUCAAACUCGCUUCAAUAUGUUGCUAUGUCCAACCUGGAAGCUGCACGUUUCCAAGUUACAUACCAGCUGAAGAUUAUACUAGGCGCAGUAUUCGGAGUGGCAGUCCUGCGCAGGAGUCUAGCGCCUGGAAAAUGGGCAGCCCUGUUCCUUCUUUUAGCUGGCGUGGUGAUCAUGCAUCUACAACUCUCAUCUGACCCUCUCGAUCCUGAUAAUCACAAGCACGUAAAUAUACGACGCUCCCUCUCGGAUCUAUCGGACAUCUUCAUCGGACGGGCUGAAGAAGAAGCUCCCAAGCUGACAAAACGAUCAGCUACAUAUGAAGGCAUUAUUGAGGACAUGAUGCUUGCCCAUCCACGAUUGAAUGCUAACAUCGGCGUUCUAGCCACCCUCGGCGCUUGCAUCACUUCGGCAUUUGCAGGAGUAUCCUUUGAAAAGGUUCUCAAAGAUAGCCAUACCUCCACUUCAAUCUGGAUCCGAAAUGUUCAGCUAGCCAUUUAUUCUAUUUUCCCCGCCUUGUUCAUCGGAGUCGUCUUCACUGAUGGUGAAACGAUUGCUAAGGCUGGAUUUUUCCAGGGCUACAAUUGGGUUGUCUGGGCUGUGAUAAUCUCCCAGGCCAUCGGAGGACUUGCAACUUCAUUCUGCAUGACUUUUGCAGACAACUAUUUGAGACUUGCACCCGGAGGUAUCAGCAUCUUUCUGAGCACCUUGGUCAGUGCCUGGUUUUUUGACUUCAGUCCAUCGGCAAAUUUCAUCAUCGGCACUGCCAUCGUUCUCUCAGCUAUUUAUAUAUACCUCCCGGGCAUGCAAUCAGGGAUCCCCCCGAUCCGCAUACAUGCGGCGGAGAAAUCCGGGAAACCCUCCAAGAUAGAGAUCGACGAGACCAUUUCGUCUCCAAACGACUUUUCUAUCAAACUACCUACUACUCCUCUCCUUAACGAGACUGGAAUGAGUACUUCUCGACCUAGUUCGCCGAAUCGCCACCACUCACGUGCCCACUCAUCUAGAGGAUCCUAUUUCCCGAAGCAAGGUCGUGAUAAUUAA